Molecule: messenger RNA, 333 nt
Organism: Dibothriocephalus latus
Lineage: Eukaryota; Metazoa; Platyhelminthes; Cestoda; Diphyllobothriidea; Diphyllobothriidae
Source: the annotation of a GenBank genome assembly
AUGCAUCCUUCCCUCCUGCUCCUCGUUCCUCUGCCCCUCCUCCUCCUCGUCCUCGUCCUCCUCCUCCCCCUCCCCCUCCCCCUCCUCAUCCGCCUUCUCCUUUUACUCUUUCGCCUCUUCCUCCUCGCUUACAUGAACCCCUCCUCCUCCGCCUCCUUCCCUUCUUCCUCUAUUUUUUUUCUUCUUCUUCUUUUCCUUCCUCCUUCACGUCUUUUCGUCCUUCUCCUCUUCGUCCUCGCCUUCCCGAACCUCCUGUUCCUGCUCCUGCCUCCCUUCCUCCUCUUCCUCCCCCUACUAAUAUAUGCCUGUUUUAUUCUAUACCGCACGUUUUGA